Molecule: messenger RNA, 784 nt
Organism: Pelagomonas calceolata
Lineage: Eukaryota; Pelagophyceae; Pelagomonadales; Pelagomonadaceae
Source: the annotation of a GenBank genome assembly
CUGAAGCGCCAGCUCUUUUAUUUGGUUGCAACCAUCGACACGGAGGGUAGAGGAGCGAGCAAAAUACCAGUGACGGCUGCGCGAUUGAUUCUGGGCGGUCGACUGGCGCCGCUCGCAUCACUACGCAUCUCUAGCCUGCAGCACUCUGGUGCAAGCAGCCUUGCACGCGGCGCGCGGCAGAUAGCGGUGCAAAAAACCGUGCGCAACACCGUGCACUCGUAGCUCCCCAAUCGUAGCUUCGCAAUAGUGGUGCAAAGGAGGUCACGAAAUAUGCUCGUACGAGCCGCGCGCCGCGCCGCGGUCGCCAGCGCUGCGGCUCCUCGACGCUGCACCGCCCGCCGGACGUCGACGGUCGGCGACAACCGCGUCGUGCGGCUGCAGACCGAGGACCCGAGAAUGUCCAAAAUCGUCAUCCACAACGGCGUCGUUUAUACCUCCGGUCAGACCGCGGGAGACGCCGGCGACGACAUUAAGUCGCAGACCCAGGCCACGCUCGCAAAAGUCGACGCGCUUCUGAAGGAGGCGGGCACCAGCAAAUCCCACGCGCUCUCGGCGACGAUCUGGCUCAAGGACAUCAACCGCGACUUCGCAGCGAUGAACGAGGUCUGGAACGCCUGGGUCGACCCCGAGAACAAGCCCGUGCGCGCGACCGUGGAGGCGGCGAUGGCGCGGGAUGUGCUGCUCGUCGAGAUCCAGGUGACGGCGGCGCUCGACAAGAACCCAUUUGAAGAUCUAAACUACUAACACAUUACAUCGUAGAGAGCCAUCCCGAGACCCGUCCCGC